CGGAAAUACAACUCGUCUUCAGGAGCAGCGAGUCAAACCUUGACGGCGACAACUUCUCACGAUGGCGCCCCCUGCUGUAACGGCGGUGGUAUUGCUGGUGCUCCACCUGGUUUUGGGACUCAGCUCUCACCAACAUCUUCAUGAAGACCAUGUGGAACAUCAGCUGAACUCCGAGCAUGAUAUGAACGUCCUGCUGGGAGAAAAGGACACGGAAUCGUUAAAGAAACUAAGCCCGGAGGAGCAGAGGGAAAAGAUGAUGGACAUUGUAAAGAAGAUUGACACAAAUGCUGACAACAAGCUAAGUGCAGAGGAGAUCACAGUGUGGAUUCAGCUGGUCUACAGAAAAUACGCCCUGGAUGACGCAGAGGAGCGCUUCCCCGAAUUUGACGUGAACCAGGACGGUGUGGUGGCAUGGGAGGAGUACAACAUGGCCGAGCUGUUCAGUUUGGAUGAAGGCCCCGUUGUGGAUGAUGCGGAGCGAGAGUCCAUGAGACACCUGCACCUGAAGGACAGAAGGCGCUUCGACUCGGCGGAUGUGGACGGCACGCCCGGCCUCAACGUGACCGAGUUUUUGGCCUUCACCCACCCCUCCGAAGUGGACCACAUGGCGGACUUUGCCAUCGAGGAUGUGUUGAGUGAAUAUGACACGGAUCACGAUGGACUGAUCAGCCUGAAGGAAUUUAUUGGCGAUCUUCGACGGGACGAGGACGCACCUUCGCAGUGGGAGGUUGAGGAGACGGUGCGCUUCAAGGACCUCUACGACCAGGACCAGGACGGCAAGUUGAAUCGAGAGGAGCAACUGCGCUGGGUCGCACCCAACAGCUACGGAUCUGCCCGGGAAGAAGCUCUCUACCUCAUCAAAGAGAUGGACCAGGAUGAAGACGGGCAGAUCUCCGCGGACGAAGUGUUGAAGAACCAAGACACCUUCCUGCACAGUGAAGUCACCGACUAUGGCAGACACCUGCACGGGUCACACGAUGAACUGUAACGCCAUCAUCCUCUCAUUUACUUGCACCUGCACGAGUCACACGAUGAACUGUAACGCCAUCAUCCUCUAAUAGAUGUUAUUUGUAAAAGCACUUUACAUUGAGCAAACAACCUCAGAGUGCUACAGUGCAUUUAAAAAACAAAACAAAAACAACGCUAGAACCACAAAUGGCUGCCCCCAACAAGUAAAAUAAAUUGUAAAAAAAAUAAAAACUAGAACAGCCUAAUAGCUAGAACUAGCACACAUACACUAUAUUGCCAAAAUUAUUUGGCCACCCAUCCAAAUGAUGAGAAUCAGGUGUCCUAAUCACUUGGUAUCAAAUCAAGCACUUUCCAGCGUGGAACUGUCACAGGAUGCCACCUGUGCAACAAAUCCAGUCGUGAAAUUUCCUCGCUCCUAAAUAUUCCAAAGUCAACUUUAUUAUUAGAAAAGUGAAGAGUUUGGGAACAACAGCAACUCAGCCACCAAGUGGUAGGCCAGGUAAACUGACAGAGAGGUCAGCAUAGUGCAAAGACACAGUCAGUUGCUACAGAGCUCCAAACUUCAUGUGACCUUCCAAUUAGCCCACGUACAGUACGCAGAGAGCUUCAUGGAAUGGCUUUCCAUGGCCGCGCAGCUGCAUCUAAGCCAUACGUCACCAAGUCCGAUGCAAAGCGUGGGAUGCAGUGGUGUAAAGGACAUCACCACUGGACUCUAGAGCAGUGGAGACCCCUUCUCUGGACUGAUGAAUCACACUUUUCCAUCUGGCAAUCUGAUGGACCAGUCUGGGUUUGGAGGUUGCCAGGAGAACGCUACAUUUCGGACUGCAUUGUGCCGAGUGUGAAAUUUGGCGGAGGAGGAAUUUUGGUGCGGGGUUGUUUUUCAGGAGUUGUUCCAGUGAAAGGAACUUUGAAUGCUCCAGGAUACUGAUGGAAGCAGAUCAGAAUCAUAUCCAUAUUUAAGUGGUACUUCUUUCUAAACUCCUAUAGUCAUAUUUUCAUCAGCUAAUGUCUCAUGUGGUAACAAAGUGCUUGCAUUCUAGUGCCCUUGUGUAGAGAGACAGAGCACUGUUGAGACUGCCAUAACAUUCCUAAGAUAAGGAGCACAGGGCAGUGCUGAGCUUGGGGGACAGGAGGUGGAGGGGAGACCGAGCUAGACCGGGCUGGGGAACGCUGGUGUGCUAGAUUGGUCUCAGGUUUGUCCUCUAAGCUUGGAGAAUAAACCACAAAAUACCAACUGCUGCCUGUUGAUUGAAUAUAAACAUCAGCUUAUUGCCAUGAAAAGAAUCUGGGAGAGACUAGCAAUUUGAAUUCCCCAUUGGAGGAAUGCUGGUCAACGCAACAAUACCAAAACAUUUUGGACAAUUCCAUGGGAAUGGCACUUCAAGUUCAUAUGUGAGUAAAGGCAGGUGGCCAAAUACUUUUGGCAAUAUAGUGUAUAUCUAAAAAAAAAAAAAGGCUUUUUUUAAAAAGAAGGGUUUUUAAGCCUGUUUUAAAAGCAUCCACAGUCUGUGGUGCCCUCAGGUGGUCAGGGAGAGCGUUCCACAGACUGGGAGCGGCGGAGCAGAGAGCCCGGUCUCUCGGAGGUUAGCCUGUCCGGAGCGGAGGUGUCAUGUGGAGGAUUUGGGGGUGAGCAGUUCUUUGAGGUAGAGGGGGGCAUUACCAUGGAGGCACUGGUGGGUUAGUAGGGAGACUUUGUAUCUGUCAUUUACUUUCACCUGCAUGAGUCACAUGAUGAACUGUAACGCCAUGAUUGACUUUGAAGUUAGGCAGGGCCUCCACAUUGGAGAAGUAAAUGAAACACUGACAUGUAUUUGCCUAAAAAGUGAACUACCAGCCCGUCACGGUAGCGGCUGCUCACGUGCUUCCUCUUUUUCAAACAAAUGAGCGAGCUGCAGCCGACUCGACUCAUUUCCUGCAUCCUUUCACUCGCAGUGUCAACCUGGCCGUUGCAACGUGCGCUACACUUCAGGAUGGACUUAGACUUUAAGGAUGCCUUUUGGGUGAGACUAUUUUUCAUUUUGUCAACAAAUGUCUUGGUUUGCUGAACACUGAAGUUAAUGAGUCACUCCAGUCGUGACGAUCUCUUGUUUGUUUGACCACCGGCACUCAGAAUGUUGCAAUGUGGGGAAUUAUCAUCGGCCAUGUCAUCUUGUAACACAUCCUGGGAGAGGUUUCUCUUUUUAAAAAUUUUUCAGAAGUAAAACUCAAAACUUUAUAGAGAUUGUACUUUUUUUUGCCAUGCAUUUGUUCCCUUUUUUCAUGAAAAAAAAUAUAUUUUUUCCACUUUUGUCAGGUUUGUAACAGAAUACUUGUUAUUAAAAUGUUUUCUAAUUUUA
Entelurus aequoreus (snake pipefish) is the source of this 3305-nucleotide messenger RNA. RefSeq names its product reticulocalbin 2 (gene rcn2). Bases 62 to 988 code for a protein of 308 amino acids. Gene Ontology annotation, cellular component: endoplasmic reticulum. The transcript is spliced from 8 exons. The record is from RefSeq and is a predicted model, not a curated record. Lineage: Eukaryota; Metazoa; Chordata; Actinopteri; Syngnathiformes; Syngnathidae. Gene Ontology annotation, molecular function: calcium ion binding.